UUUGGCUAUGAUCAAGGAGUUAUGUCUGGGGUCAUCACCGGCCCGCACUUCAUUAGCUUCUUCCAGCAGCCUACGGCGCUGGAGACGGGAAGCAUGGUCGCCACGCUCGAAAUUGGCGCGUUCAUAACGUCCGUAGCCGCUGGCCGCGUUGGGGACGUGAUCGGCAGGAAGGGCACGCUAUUCAUCGGCGCGCUCGUCUUCACACUUGGGGGCGCUGUCCAAACCUUCACCACCGGCUUCGUCGUCAUGGUCAUAGGGCGCAUAAUAAGCGGCUUCGGCGUCGGCCUGCUCUCCACCAUCGUCCCGAUCUACCAGAGCGAGGUCUCGCCCCCCAACCAUAGAGGCGCCCUCGCAUGUGCCGAAUUUACGGGCAACAUCUUCGGCUACGCGUUCUCGGUGUGGACGGACUACUUCUGCUCGUUCAUCGACAGCGAUAUGGCGUGGCGGAUACCAUUGUUCAUUCAAUGUGUUAUUGGCGCGAUCUUAGCCGCUGGAUCGCUGGUCAUGCCCGAGAGUCCGAGGUGGCUCAUCGACACGGACAAGGACGAAGAAGGCAUGCGGAUCAUCGCCGACCUGCACGGUGGCAACCUCGACAACAUUGAGGCGAAGGCGGAGUUCCGCGAGAUCAAGGACAAGGUCAUGUUCGAGCGCGAGGCUGGCGAAGGAAGGUCGUACGGCGUCAUGUGGAAGAAGUAUAAGCGGCGAGUUAUCCUGGCCAUGUCUUCGCAGGCUUUUGCGCAGUUGGUCGGUAUUAACGUGAUAUCGUACUAUGCUCCCCGCGUCUUUGAAGAGGCGGGCUGGCUUGGGCGCCAGGCGAUCCUGAUGACAGGCAUUAACGCCAUUGUCUACCUUCUCAGCACUCUGCCUCCAUGGAUCCUCGUCGACCGCUGGGGUCGGCGCCCGAUACUGAUGUCUGGUGCCGCCGUGAUGUGCAUCGCCUUGGGCGCGACCGGAUACUGGCUGUACCUCGACGUCGCAGGCACGCCAAACGCGGUUGUGGCAUGUGUGAUUAUAUUCAAUGCGGCGUUCGGCUACAGCUGGGGGCCGAUUCCAUGGCUUUACCCGCCUGAGAUCAUGCCGCUGACCUUCCGCGCGAAGGGUGUAUCGAUCUCGACGGCGACAAACUGGGCGUUCAACUUCGUCGUGGGCGAGACAACGCCCUAUUUGCAAGAAGUCAUUACAUGGCGGGUGUACUUCAUGCACGCGUUCUUCUGCGCGUGCAGUUUCAUAUUGGUGUAUUUCUUGUACCCCGAAACUAAAGGUGUUGCCCUCGAGGAGAUGGACGCCGUCUUCGGGGAGGCUUCGGAUGAUAUUCACCUCGGUGGCGCACGGGAGGAGCGCGCGGCUUUCUUGCCAACGUAUCCGCCCGCCGCGCCCUUGGCGACGCAUAUGCGGACGACGAGCCGGUCGGAGGGAAGCUGGUUAGGCGGUCUUUUCAGCCGAAAUGGGAGCCGGAAGGACUUGCCGUAUGAGCCGUUGGCGGAUGAGGAGAGCGGGCCGCCGCGAUACCAGGAUGAUGUGGAUGCGAGGGGAGGGCGGUAUACGAUCGCGGACGCUGAGGAGUUUGAGGUUCUGGAGAGGGAGGAGGACGAAGAUGAGCGGAUGAGACGGUAGGACGGACAGGCGACAAGGGCAGGGCGGGCGGCAGCUGCUGUGCUUAGCAGUGGCCGAAUGUUGGUAUGUUAAUGCGCCUUAGGGGUGGUGGCGCAGUUCACGUGUAUCCCUAGUGGCUAGAUAUCUGCAGCCUAUAGCUAAGUCUAUUAUAAUUUAUUUGCUCCGUUCGUCUCCCUUGUAGUGCGGACGGGACGUCGGCGG
Messenger RNA from Schizophyllum commune H4-8, 1815 nucleotides. RefSeq lists its product as uncharacterized. Gene Ontology annotation, molecular function: carbohydrate:proton symporter activity. Gene Ontology annotation, biological process: carbohydrate transport; transmembrane transport. Gene Ontology annotation, cellular component: membrane. The transcript has 17 exons. The record is from RefSeq and is a predicted model, not a curated record. Bases 22 to 1614 code for a protein of 530 amino acids. Lineage: Eukaryota; Fungi; Basidiomycota; Agaricomycetes; Agaricales; Schizophyllaceae.